This is a messenger RNA of Glycine soja, 1485 nucleotides long. Its product is annotated as pentatricopeptide repeat-containing protein At5g25630. Gene Ontology annotation, molecular function: protein binding. Lineage: Eukaryota; Viridiplantae; Streptophyta; Magnoliopsida; Fabales; Fabaceae. The transcript is spliced from 2 exons. The coding region runs from base 25 to 1485 and encodes 486 amino acids. The record is from RefSeq and is a predicted model, not a curated record.
GUUGUACAAUCAAGAACAAAAGUAAUGAAUAUUCUGAUCAAGAGUGGAAAACCUCAGGAAGCUAUAGUCAUUUUUCAAAAUCUGAUUGAAGGAGGGCACCAACCAUCUUUAGCAACAUAUACAACCCUAUUAAAUGCCUUAACCACUCAGAAAUAUUUCAAGCCUAUACAUUCCAUUGUCUCACUGGUUGAAGAAAAACAAAUGAAGCCUGACUCAAGAUUUUUUAAUGCUCUUGUAAAUGCAUUUGCUGAAUUUGGGAACAUUGAGGAUGCCAAGAAAGUUGUUCAGAAAAUGAAAGAAAGUGGAUUAAAACCUAGUGCUUGCACUUAUAACACAUUGAUAAAAGGAUAUGGGAUUGCAGGUAAGCCUGAUGAGUCAAUAAAGCUACUAGAUCUUAUGUCAAUAGAAGGAAAUGUGAAACCCAAUCUCAAGACAUGCAAUAUGCUAAUCAGAGCUUUGUGCAAAAUGGAGCACACAUCUGAGGCAUGGAAUGUGGUGUAUAAGAUGACUACUUCGGGAAUGCAACCAGAUGUUGUUAGCUUCAACACUGUAGCAAUUUCUUAUGCUCAGAAUGGAAAGACUGUUCAGGUUGAAGCUAUGAUUUUAGAGAUGCGGAGGAAUGGUUUGAAACCCAAUGAUAGAACUUGCACCAUCAUCAUAAGUGGAUAUUGUAGAGAAGGUAAAGUAUGGGAAGCUCUAAGGUUCGUAUACAGGAUAAAGGAUCUGGGGCUGCAGCCUAAUCUUAUUAUACUUAAUUCCCUGGUUAAUGGUUUUGUGGACACGAUGGAUCGAGAUGGUGUCAAUGAGGUGUUAAAUUUGAUGGAAGAAUUUUACAUCCGACCAGAUGUGAUAACAUAUAGUACUAUAAUGAAUGCAUGGAGCCAAGCUGGAUUCUUGGAAAAAUGCAAGGAAAUCUACAAUAACAUGUUAAAAUCUGGUGUGAAGCCGGAUGGACAUGCUUAUAGUAUUCUUGCUAAAGGUUAUGUGCGAGCACAAGAAAUGGAAAAGGCUGAAGAACUGCUUACUGUCAUGACUAAAUCAGGUGUCCAACCAAAUGUUGUUAUAUUUACAACUGUGAUGAGUGGAUGGUGCAGUGUUGGCAGAAUGGACAAUGCCAUGAGGGUUUUUGACAAGAUGGGUGAAUUUGGGGUUUCUCCAAAUUUGAAGACUUUUGAGACACUAAUCUGGGGAUAUGCAGAAGCAAAACAACCCUGGAAAGCAGAAGGAAUGUUGCAAAUAAUGGAAGAGUUUCAUGUUCAACCCAAGAAAUCGACCAUUUUGCUUGUUGCAGAAGCUUGGUGUUUUGCUGGAUUGAAAGAAGGGGCAAAGACACUACUGAUUACUGUAAAAACUGAGAAGAUGAUCAAUUCAAUAGAUGGAGACAACAAUAUAACUGCUAAAAUGUCAGAGAAAAUUUGCCAAAAGCCACAUACUAAUGCUCCUUUUUGUAGUCUCUUAAAAGACUUCAUCUAUAUCUUCCACUGA